AUGACCUUCAACAUCCCUCCGUUUUCAACAUCCCUCUUGUCUUCGCUACUGCCUCUCAAUCUCCUUCUACCAUGCGUCCCGUUUGCGUUGAGCACAUUGACAUGUUUCAGCGUCCAGGUUUAUUGGGCCACCCUAGUCCUUCUCGCCCGCCUCGCCAUCAUGCUAGUCCUGCCCGCCCCCUUAGUGCCUUUCGUCACAAUUCCCCUGACCGUAUCAGUGGUCCUGCCCGUUCCUCUACCGCCACGACCUCACGCCGAAGCUCUCCAUACCCUACCACCUCUCCCCGCCGAGACAAAGCACCACAUCUUCGUCAACCGCUUAAAUAGUGACUUGUCGAGUAGUGAGGAAGACGACAACGACGACGAGGAGGAAGACCAGGAAGAAGUAAGAAUGGAAACAGACACGGAGACCAUAGAGUCUGACGCAGACUCGGAUAAACCCAUAAACGUUCAUGUUCGUCAGAACAACAACUUCGAAGUUGAAUCUGAUGCCGAUGUUGAUGGUUUCAUGGACGAUUCUGACGACGAAGACACGAAACCUGAUGGAACAUCUAAAAUACGCAAACCACCAGGCGAAGUUGGAAGACCCAAUAGUGGAGGUUACAGUCUUGAGAAAUUUCUGAAUUGGCCAGCCUCGAAAUACCACUCAGUCAUGGCUUUUGUAAAGAAGCAAGUACAUGCAGAAUUCAACUGUGCCCUUUCUCUAACUGAACAAUUGCCGGAAAACCGGGAGAGAGUUUGGAGAAAUUGCCUAAAAAAAUUUCCUUGGCUCGAUGACUACCAUAGGCUGUGGCCUGUGGAUGAUUUCGCAGUCAGCCGUCUCAAAUAUGCAAAAUCGGUUAUAAAGAAGAAAGAACGUGAGGCACUUCUCGAAAAAUGUUGUGAUAAGUCUGAAGCCAAGGGGCCUCGGAAGACAAAGAACCAAAGGAGGAAGACGUCAGUUCGCGCUAGUGCACGUCUCGGGAGAAGAGAGUGA
Molecule: messenger RNA, 975 nt
Organism: Marasmius oreades (fairy-ring Marasmius)
Lineage: Eukaryota; Fungi; Basidiomycota; Agaricomycetes; Agaricales; Marasmiaceae
Exons: 5
Coding region: 1-975 (324 amino acids)
Source: RefSeq, a predicted model, not a curated record